AUGAAGAGUGUCAGGGUCGUGGUGGUGGGAGCAGGUGUGAUCGGAUUCUCCACUGCCGUCUGCAUCGCCGAGGCUCUUCCUUUCUGCUCGGUGACCCUGGUGGCUGAAAGGUUCACCCCGGACACCACCAGCGAUGUGGCUGCUGGGAUAAUCUGGAAUUCUGGUUAUCCAGAUAUUCCUGUGGAGCGACAAAGGCGCUGGUUCAAGGACAAUUUUGACCACUUCUUGGCCAUUGCUCAGUCCCAGCAUGCACCAGAAGCUGGAGUAAUGAUGAGCUCAGGGUGGCAGAUUUUUAAGGAGGUUCCUGCUGAAAAGAAGCCCUACUGGUCAGAUUUAGUGCUUGGCUUUCGACACAUGACCGCCAGUGAGCUGAAACGGUUUCCAGAUCAUAAGUUUGGCCAGGCCUUCACCACCCUAAAAUGUGAAUGCUCCACCUACCUGCCAUGGCUGGAGAAAAGGUUUAAAAAAGCUGGAGGCCGAGUUGAACAGAGGAAAGUCAACAGUCUCCAGGAAUUAAGUGGCUACGAUAUCAUUGUCAACUGCUCUGGCCUGGGCUCCAAAACCUUGGUGGGUGACACCCAGAUGCACCCCAUUAGGGGUCAGAUCCUCAAGGUGCAGGCCCCCUGGCUAAAGCACUUCAUAGACGAAAAUGGAAAGACCUACAUCUACCCUGGUAUACACAGUGUCACUAUAGGCGGCACCAGGCAGGAGGGGGACUGGCGACUGGACGUUGACGAGGGAGACACCAGGAGCAUCAUAGAGCGCUGCAGCAGGCUGGAGCCCUCGCUGAGCAAAGCCAAGGUGCUGAGCACGUGGGUUGGCCUGAGGCCGGGCCGGAGGAAUGUCAGGGUGGAGCGGGAGGAGGUUCUACUGCAGGGCCGCUGGGUGCCUGUGGUCCACAACUACGGCCACGGGGGCGGGGGGGUUACCAUCAGCUGGGGCACGGCCCUGGACGCACUCGGGCUGGUCAGGCAGUGUAUUCAUGAAAUGCCUCUCCACGCUAAACUGUGAACCAAUUCUGCUGCUGAAUACUGCUGCAUUUGCUGCGAAUAACACUGAACAGAUCUACUGUCACAGAGAGGCGCAAAUUGUUUAAGGAUGAUGCCAGUAUUAAAAUGCUCUGUACAUAAGGGAAUGAUUUCAGGAAACACACUGAUGAAAUGUAUUGUAUUUUAAUUUGCUGAGAAUGAUGACU
Molecule: messenger RNA, 1195 nt
Organism: Myripristis murdjan (pinecone soldierfish)
Lineage: Eukaryota; Metazoa; Chordata; Actinopteri; Holocentriformes; Holocentridae
Product: D-aspartate oxidase-like
Exons: 4
Coding region: 1-1011 (336 amino acids)
Biological process (GO): L-aspartate catabolic process; D-amino acid catabolic process
Cellular component (GO): cytoplasm
Molecular function (GO): D-aspartate oxidase activity; FAD binding
Source: RefSeq, a predicted model, not a curated record